AUGGAAGGACUUGAAGAAGAACUGAAGAAGUGGAAGGAAAGAGCUGAAAAAGCUGAGAAAGCAAAAGCUGACCUUCUUCUCUGUAAAUUAAGUGCUGAUGAAGAGCAUGUUAAAGCCGAGGAGGAGCUGAUGAAGCUGGUGGAAUUGCAAGAGAAACAGCACAAGGACUUUAUGAUGUCCAGGGGCACCCUGGAGGAAGAACUCUGCCUCCUGAACCAAGCAAACGCUGAGCUGAUGAAAGAGAUUGAGAAGCUCAAAGAAGAACUUGAAGGUUACAGCUCCGUGAUGAAAAAAAAAGUAGCAGAGAUGCAGCUGAAGUUCACUCACCUGGAAGACAUGAAGGGUGCUCCAGAUGCAAACACUCACUGUGUUUUUGGUGCAACCACAAAAAUCCCAUUCAGGCUGAACCAAAAUGAAGCACUGCUUACUUUUGAAGAUGAAGAAGUUGCCCAGAGACUGAAAAAAAUGGGUAAGCACACUGUGAACCUCAACGACAAAACAGCAGAUAUGAGAGUGAAGGAUUUCACACUUGAAAUGGGAAUCAAAUUUGAGCUGCAUGUCACUAUCUCUGGGAAGAAGAUCAACGUUUCAGAAAUACCUGAGCUACCCAUUCCUGAGGAGUGGAUGAGAGACAAAUUAGAGCUGAAUUUCUACAAGUCUGAGAAUGGAGGAGGGGGAGAAGUAGAAAAUGUGACCUACGACAAGGAGUCGAGAAGAGCUGUUAUCACCUUCCUCAGACCUGGAGCAACUCAUGGCUUUGUGAAAUGUAGAUACCCAUUCUAUGUAAGUGGAAGGUGCUACAAGCUUCCUGUGUCCCCAGACACCACCAUACACUUGGAAAAGUUUCAG
Messenger RNA from Merops nubicus (carmine bee-eater), 849 nucleotides. It is a transcript of the gene NMI, whose product is annotated as N-myc (and STAT) interactor. The transcript has 7 exons. NCBI's taxonomy places the organism in Eukaryota, Metazoa, Chordata, Aves, Coraciiformes, Meropidae. The record is from RefSeq and is a predicted model, not a curated record. Gene Ontology annotation, cellular component: cytoplasm. The annotation marks the transcript as partial.